AUGGAUCGACGAAGCUGGCCUUGGAAGAAGAAAUCUUCUGAUAAAUCAUCAGACAAAGAUGGUUUACAGAGACCCAAUCAAGCAGAGGAUGAGGAAGUUCCAAAAUACAUGCAGAUUUCACCAGGAAGAUAUUCACAUCUUACUGCAUCACAAGAACAAGUCGAAAUACUGAGUGCAAAGAUAAAGAUACUGAAUGACAAAAUAUCUGCUGCACAAUGUGAGAUGAACACCAAAGAUGCUAUAGUAAAGCAGCAUGCUAAAGUGGCUGAAGAAGCUAUAUCAGGUUGGGAGCAAGCUGAACCAGAGGCCUCAGCACUGAAACUUCAACUAGAAAUUGUAACAUUAUCCAAGCUAGCAGCUGAGGAAAGAGCUACCCAUCUGGAUGGAGCUCUAAAAGAAUGCAUGAAGCAAGUGAGGGCAGUGAAGGAAGAAGGUGAGCAAAAGUUGCUUGAUGUAGUACUUGCAAAGACCAAACACUUUGAGAAGAUAAGGGCUGAACUAGAAGCAAAAUUAGUUGACUUUGAACAAAAACUGAUUAGAGCUGGUUCUGAGAAUGAUGCACUCUCAAGGUCUCUUGGAGAACGAGAAAAUUUGCUGAUGAAAGUUCAUGAGGAGAAGGCUCAAGCAGAAACCCAGAUUGAAGUACUAAAGAGCACUAUCCAGUCAGGUGAAAAGGAGGUAAAUUCACUGAAGUAUGAACUACAUGUUGUCUCUAAAGAGCUUGACAUUCGCAAUGAGAAGAACAUGAGUGUUCGUUCAGCUGAUGUAGCAAUCAAACAACAUAUGGAGGAUGUCAAGAAAAUAUCAAAACUGGAAGUAGAGUGCCAAAGAUUACGUGGCCUUGUCCGGAAAAAGUUACCUGGGCCUGCCGCAUUAGCUCAGAUGAAGAUGGAAAUGGAUAGCUGGAGUAGAGACCCAGGAGAACCGGCGUUCGUUUUCAAGGAGUUCUACAUUCCAGAAACCAAGAAGUUAAAAGGUGCACUGUCAAAAUGCAACCAAGAGCUACAGGCAUCAAAAAAUAUGUGCGCUAAGACUUCAAGUAAGCUUCAUAGUAUGGAACUGCAUGUAUUGAGUGCUAACCUUUGCAAGAGCCCAACAAAUUCAUCCAUUGAUACUUCUGCAUCAAGUCGGAAAGGAAGCAACCCACCAAGCCUAACUUCCAUGUCUGAAGAUGGUGCUGAUAAUGCAACAAGUUGUGAGGAGGCUUGGGCUAAUACUUUGGAAUCAAAACUGUCACACAUCAAGAAAGAUAAAGGAGCUCAGGAAUGUGGGGUCAUUGUUGACAAGAAUGUUGGUAAAGUUGAGUUGACAGAGAGCAACAAAAUAUCAUCGCCACCUUUGCAAUCACCUGGUUCUUCAUUUAGUAGUGACCUGAUUGAUAAGGCCCUAUUUUUGAAACUGCAUUUGAGAAUUUCUGCUUUGUUGAAAUCUCAAUCACCACAGAAUGAUGUUAAGGUACUGGAUGGUAUCAGGAAUAUCCUAAGAGAUAUUGAAGAAGAGGCAGAAUCUGUGAACAGAAACAAAAUUCAACAUGAUGACAUGGUCGAAGUUGCUGGCAGUGGAUCUUCAGCAGAGGAAGUCAAGCCCUUGGGCACCAUGGAUCAAAGGCUGACAAAAGCCAUUUUUAAGAUCCAUGAAUUUGCCUAG
Molecule: messenger RNA, 1647 nt
Organism: Miscanthus lutarioriparius
Lineage: Eukaryota; Viridiplantae; Streptophyta; Magnoliopsida; Poales; Poaceae
Source: the annotation of a GenBank genome assembly